AUGUCUUCUGCUCGUGCCGACCUAGAAGUGAUUUCGACCCUCCAAGAGUACCAUCAAGCAAUCAUCUCAGCAACCUGGAUGAUCACUCUAUCCCUCAUCCCCCAAGACCUAGUGCGAGCUGGAGCCAUACUCCUCGGCUUUCUGAUAUAUCUACAGACCUACCGCCCACGAAUCCUCAUGAAAACACUUCAACUUCGACUCUCAUCCUUGGAGGAAAAAUUGCAGGAUGCCGUCGAUAGCGGAAUUAUGCGUCAAUCGGAUGCAAGUUUCACUAAUCAGUUUGUGAGGGACAUGGGGAGAAUCCGCUACAGGACCUUUGAGCUCUACGAGAGAACGCUCAUGACGUCCGGCGGAAUUUUUCAGGAGAUAAAGGCCGUUUGCGACGGCCUGUCACUCAAGAUCAAUGAGUGCAUUCGGGAUGUUGAUGCCCUAGAAAGGGACCUCGAAAUCAACCGCGCAAAAAUUCUAAAAAAUCAGUAUCACUUGUGGAGUGACAGGCCGAACUGA
Laccaria bicolor S238N-H82 is the source of this 507-nucleotide messenger RNA. RefSeq lists its product as uncharacterized. The coding region runs from base 1 to 507 and encodes 168 amino acids. Lineage: Eukaryota; Fungi; Basidiomycota; Agaricomycetes; Agaricales; Hydnangiaceae. The record is from RefSeq and is a predicted model, not a curated record. The transcript has 3 exons.